UGCAGAGUUUCUUGUAGCUGCAACCUCUUAUCCCACCACGACCGUUCUGUGGCUCCCCGCGUCCGUCCCCAUGUCAUCCCCGGCGUGCCGUCCCGGCCUCCCGGCGCCUCGCCGGCAGGCGACGCUCCUCCCCCGCCCAGCCGCUCCGCCGUCCGUCUCGAAGCGGGCUGUUCAUCGGACAAGACCUGCUCACUCCACCUUCGAGUUCUCCUCCUCUCCUGGCCGCCGCCGCCCUGCUCGGGUCAUCUCUUCUUGCCACGGUGGUAUGCUAGAAAGAAGGAGACUACUGUUGAUUCCUGCAAUUAGUCUCACCAUUGGCUCUCUUCAGUACAGUCUGGAGAAGGGAGCAGCAAAAGCUGAAUUUACUGACAUGCCAGCGCUUCGUGGGAAGGAUUAUGGGAAGACGAAAAUGAGUUACCCAGAUUACACUGAAACAGAAUCAGGCCUCCAAUACAAGGACUUGCGGGUUGGAGAGGGCCCAUCCCCAAAGAAGGGAGAGACAGUAGUGAUUGAUUGGGAUGGGUACACAAUUGGAUACUACGGGCGCAUUUUUGAAGCUCGAAACAAGACCAAAGGUGGUUCGUUUGAGGGUGGUGAUAAAGAAUUCUUCAAGUUCAAGUUUGGAUCAGGACAGGUAAUACCAGCCUUUGAGGAGGCUAUGACAGGCAUGCGGCCAGGUGGAGUUAGAAGGAUAAUAGUAUCACCGGAUAUUGGAUACCCAGAUAAUGACUUGAACAAGUUAGGCCCAAAACCAACAACAUUUUCGGGACAAAGAGCUCUAGAUUUCGUUCUAAGGAAUCAAGGAUUAAUAGAUAAAACUCUCCUGUUUGACAUUGAGCUUAUCAGAAUAAUUCCAAGUCAAUAGUAUACGAGGGUAAUUUCGAUAACCAUUGGGAGGAAAGGAGCAUACUGUUUGAGCAUGCAAUCAAAUCCUUUGAUGGCCAUCGGAUAUGUAAAUGUACUGUAUAUACUAUAUACUUGAGUAUCAACAAAAAACAUUGAUAUCGCGGACCCA
Molecule: messenger RNA, 1015 nt
Organism: Triticum dicoccoides
Lineage: Eukaryota; Viridiplantae; Streptophyta; Magnoliopsida; Poales; Poaceae
Product: peptidyl-prolyl cis-trans isomerase FKBP19, chloroplastic-like
Exons: 10
Coding region: 71-865 (264 amino acids)
Cellular component (GO): chloroplast; thylakoid
Molecular function (GO): peptidyl-prolyl cis-trans isomerase activity
Source: RefSeq, a predicted model, not a curated record